AUGGCGAGACACGCGCUGAUUACUCAAGUCUACGGGUGUUUCCUCUCACUUUCGCACUACUGUAUUCUGAUGGAGCGUGUGCGUGGAGUCGAUCUCCAGAAACUCAUGAAGUCCAGUACCGCCCUUUCGGAAGCGGUGUCUGCGGUGGUACUGGCUCAGCUUUGUCUUGCUGUAGAAUAUUUGCACUAUGUUGGUUUCAUCCACCGGAACCUCUGCACUCCUCCGGAGGCCCAAAUUUGGUACUCAUCUCUAUUCAAGGUCGAGAAUGUCAUGAUAACCAGCAUGUGUCGAGUACGAGUAGUGGAUUUCGCGCACCUCAAAGCAUGCUCUGGGAUGUACAGCGUCAGAAUGCUCCAAACUUAUCGGAAGAGAACGAUCAAAGAAUUCAACGAUCGCGAUGUUGUCGGACCAUUGCCUUACCGAGCGCCAGAACUAUUGCGGAGACAGGCUUACGGAAGAGCCAUAGAUUGGUGGGCUGUUGGCGUCAUAGCUUAUGUGAUGAAGUUCGGGAAACUGCCCUUCCGAGGAGACACUGAAGCGGACGUGAUAACCGAAAUUCUCAACGGGAACAUCAAUGCGAAGCUUGGUGAUCAAGGCAAAUUCAGAGAGCAAGGGAGGGCCUCAACACCCAGGUCGUCGACGAAAGAAUCCGAAAAGCUCUACAACGAGCUCGUCCAACGCCUUCUCAGGGUCCGAGUCACUUCACGACUCUGCUCCGAAACGUAUGGGGACUAUAGGCAGCACGCUUUCUUCGAGUUGCUGAAUUGGGAGGCAUUGGAGCGCUCGGAAGAGAUAAUGCCGGUACCCCUAGUCACUGAGAUCUUGGAAAACAGCCCUCCGAUAGAAGUGAAAGAGAGUUCGACGUCGAUGAAGGCUUCCCCGAUCUGUAUUUCUUUCGAUAGUCUUCAGAAUUGCAGCAAGCAGUUUGCUCUCUUCACUUUCAACAGUCAUGGCUUCAUGAAAGCUCAAGAGGCCUAUCGCAGCGUCGGGACGGUCACAGCGGAAAUGCUUGAUGAGCCUGUUGAGCUCAUAGGUUCCUUCAGAGACAACGAGCCGUAUAAAUUCCAAGACUGGUAUAAGUCCACGAGGCUAUGA
This is a messenger RNA of Galendromus occidentalis (western predatory mite), 1095 nucleotides long. Its product is annotated as microtubule-associated serine/threonine-protein kinase 3-like. Gene Ontology annotation, molecular function: protein kinase activity; ATP binding. Bases 1 to 1095 code for a protein of 364 amino acids. The transcript is spliced from 4 exons. The record is from RefSeq and is a predicted model, not a curated record. Lineage: Eukaryota; Metazoa; Arthropoda; Arachnida; Mesostigmata; Phytoseiidae. Gene Ontology annotation, biological process: protein phosphorylation.